UAUUAAUGUGGUCCCACCGAAUCUCAUAUAUUUCUCAUCCUGAACCUCAUCGCACUAUCGAUUAUGUAACAGUUUCCCCUAUACCUGGCCAUGUUUAUCCCUUACAACCCUCCCUCCUCAAGCCACGGCAAGCACAACCGCCGCAAGAUAAACACAUACGUGGCCGCAGUUGCGGCCGCAAAGACCAGCGACAAGCAAUGCUCACGGCCCCACAAGACGGCUACGACGGGUCGUGCAACCGGAAAGGCAGACAACUUCACUCAAGCUCUCCAUUGGUUCCCUACUUUUCAUUUUGGUGAUCCCACAGGCGAACCCCCUGCACGUCAGGCAGACGAGCAGGGAUCAGCAUGCGGGAGGCCCGAGGCCGAGGACCCUGGCGCUGGCCAGCUGCCGGCGCGUGCGUUUGCUGCAGGGAGGUUCUACCCCAUCGAGGGUUCUGGCCCUAACUCUCGCGGACCGCUUGCGCUGCAAGCUCUCGCCCAUUUGUACGAUGUCCUUCUCCCGUACGAUGCGAAAGUUGUGGGCCUGGGGAAACUAGAAGCAGACAGCUACGCGAGGGAUCUCCUUGCAUGGACCUUCGAACACAAGGAGGUUUUUCAUAGCCAGGCAGCCUUCAGCCUGUGCAUCAUGUAUCAGAAGGAUGGCAGUAGGGGGGCUUAUCAGGCAAUCCUGUGGCAUCGGCAGCACUUGCUGAAGGCCGUGCGCCAGAGACUGUCCGCUCAGCGAGUGGACGACGUGCUGCUGCACAGUCUUUGUACGAUGAUCUCCGUCGACGAGUGUCUGGGCUUCCACGAGUCUCGCGCCGUGCACCUGAAAGGACUGCAGAAUAUCAUGCGCGUUCGUGAAUCUCCCACCAGGGCGUCGCAGCUCACACUCUCAGGAUCCAGUGCCGGCCCAGGUAUGCUGCCAAGGCAUUCCCCCCUGGGCAAGGUGGUGCUCGUCAAUAGGAUCAUGGUAGAGUUCCAUCUGAAGAUGAGCCUUGGCUUUCAGCGGGAAGUGGACCCGUCGCCAAUAUUGUCCAACAAACCCCCUCGCCUGCUUCUAAGCCCAGGCCCAGCCACCGAUGCCACUAGCGUGGAGGACCUCCUACCGCCCGGCUUCCAAGAUCUCGCUCGAUCGGGCAGGUUGACUCCGACGGUGGUCAACCUCCUUUCGGACUUUUCUUCUUGGUUCUACAGCGGGAUGGGCACAGACGUCACCACCCGCGAGACCUGGCGCUGUCUGACCUUCACCCCCAGUGACAGCCUUGAACAGUGCAUUAGCAUCGCUUUGGUCUCGCUCGCAGACGAUCUCAGCGCGCUGGGGUCCCAUCCGUGCGCUGUCAUCUUCCGACAGGCUGAGCAGCGCGCACGCCUUCUGCGAUCACUCUCAUCUCUCUUCGAUGAGCCCUGGUUCCAGGAACUGGGGAUCUGGAUUAUUACAGUCAUUGCAACACCGCCAAGGACAUCGCGUUUGCCCUGGCUUGUUAAGAUGGAGGUGCUUGGGAUGGUGAUCUUGGUCCCGCGAUCCCCACGGAGUGGUGGAUUCUCUUAUCGAUCCAUCGAUCAGAUCGAGGGGGUCCUACGGCGUUUUUUCUUCGACGAGAGUCGCGCGGACGAUUGGCGACGGGCUUGGAAGGAGUAUUUUGAGCUUGGAGGGGUGGAUCAGAGAUCACUAAUAUAAUAGGCUUCCGUCUGUUCCCAGCCAUCGAAACCGCAACAUGGCCGGGGCUCGUCACUUCUUCCCGCCCGCGAUAAGUUUCCAAAUUUCUUCGUGAAACUGGCGCCCUCAACACACCGACAAGGGAACCAGUGUCGCAAAGAGCCUCGCCACCUCCCCGGGCACGAUUUGUUCGUGGAUUUCACAAUCGCAAUAUGACAUUCGAACGGCCUGGAAAGCCAUCGACGACAGGUAGCAAAUCAGCAAGAAUCAUCAACUUCCAGUCGAGGACGGAUUCGUGUCUGAUUUGUGAUCACAAUUCGACACGGACGACCAUCCAGCCACUCAGUAUCUCAGAAAUCUGCUGCAAAAUCAUAGGCAGACUUGGUUAUUACAUACAAUCCUAGCUACCAGGCGGUUACCGCUGGAGCGAGAAUAGUUAACAGAAGAAGCUCUACUCGCCGAGUAGCCGCGAUAAUCGUCCAUAGUCUCCGAGC
Molecule: messenger RNA, 2135 nt
Organism: Aspergillus brunneoviolaceus CBS 621.78
Lineage: Eukaryota; Fungi; Ascomycota; Eurotiomycetes; Eurotiales; Aspergillaceae
Exons: 2
Coding region: 91-1662 (523 amino acids)
Source: RefSeq, a predicted model, not a curated record